Molecule: messenger RNA, 609 nt
Organism: Aspergillus terreus NIH2624
Lineage: Eukaryota; Fungi; Ascomycota; Eurotiomycetes; Eurotiales; Aspergillaceae
Exons: 2
Coding region: 1-609 (202 amino acids)
Source: RefSeq, a predicted model, not a curated record
AUGGGGUCAUCGUCUUCGAAACCGGUGCGCUCUGCCGCGCAAGCCGCCUCUCGACGUCAAUAUCCGAAGCAGCCCACCGCGACGCCACCUCCCAGGCCUUCUCCCGCGGCGCCGCCGAAGCCUCGUCAAGCACCAGAGUCCGCGCCUCGCGGACCGACAUAUCACUCUAAGGAACAGCCGUCAACAGUAAAAUCAGCUGGCAUCGAACUCGAUGGCCGCGACCCCGACUUCGCAGCUUCGCUCCGAAAGAUUGGACCCGUUACGCCCACGCCCACCCUCUCACACUCCAGCACCUUCACGCAGCAACACCCGUCCGGACCGCCGCAGGGCGAAUCUGUGCAGACCGUCUUCCCGUCGGCAUCAAACCCGGCCUUGCUGGUGUUUACGGCUCGCCAGCGGGUUGCGAAAGCCGCGGAGCAGGAGGCGGAAAUGGUGGGCCGGCCGAACUUUGCCGGGCGAGAGUAUGUCGAUGCGUUUACGCUGCGGCAGGCCUUGACCAUGCGCGACCGCCAGGGUCUACCGGGCGAUGAGAUUGAGCGGAUGUUGCGGUUGAAGAAGGGGGUGUUGGAGCGGUUGGGGGGGAAAGGGGUUGUUUCGGAGGUGGCGUGA